GAAAAGCCCAACUAACCGAAAGAAUAUCCAAAAAAACUAAAUAUCCGCAAAAUCAAGUAUCGAGAAUAAUUGAAGAACUUUUAGAAGAAACCAAAAAAUCUCUCUUAAAAGGUGAAGAAGUGAGAUUACAAGGUUAUUUUACUCUCAAAACUGUCAUGACUGCUCCUCGCAUGGCUAUGAAUUUACAGACUAAGAAAAAGAUGAAAGUGCCAAGCAAAAAAGUGCCCAAGUGUAAAUUUAGUGUAAGUUUGAAGGAGGAGAUUAGUAAGAAGAAAUAA
Racocetra persica is the source of this 278-nucleotide messenger RNA. NCBI's taxonomy places the organism in Eukaryota, Fungi, Glomeromycota, Glomeromycetes, Diversisporales, Gigasporaceae. The record is from the annotation of a GenBank genome assembly.